GACAAUUGCUGGCAGGCAGUUCUUAUACAGCUGUAUACAGAAAAGCUGUAUUUGUCUCUGUGGUUGUCUGAUGCAGAGCAAGGAAAAAUAACCAGCUGAUGGAGCUCCUUUUCUCCUGUGCUCUAAGCAUCUGGGUCAGGCUGCUGGCAGGGACCACAUACGCCAGCAGAGAAGGUAAGGAUUUCAAAGCUGUCUUUUAAACCUGCUGCACCCAGCUGUGCUUUGAGGAGCAGCCAAAAUCCCACAGUGUGUGCACAGAAUGCAAAGCAGGGCUUCCACCCAACCCCAGCACAGCCCUGUGCAGGCACCCAGCGAGCCUCAAACCUCCCCCAGACCUGGAGCCCAGCACACCUGGGUUCUGCACACAGCAGGAGUAGAGGUGCUAUAGAGGUUACACUUCAGUAUAAACCAAACUUGCUCUUGAUGGAGAUAACACACUGCCUCUUUCAUUACCGGACGAGUUAUUUAAUGCGUUAAGCUGAGGUUGGAACUAAGAGGCACAAGUAUUCCUGUUGGAGCUAAUGUUUGCUCUUGAAUACAGCUAAGUUCUUGCCAAGGGGCAUUUCAACUGCUAGGUGAGACUCUGCUUGUUUAGAUUACCAUGCAUUUAAAAAAAAAAGUGCACCGUUGAAAUGCUACUGCCCUUCUCAUAGCAAUUUUAAGUGUUUGUUUUCUUAAGUCAUUUCACAAUGAUGUUCAUUUAGCCAUGAGUUAGGAGGAAAAACGCUGAGAUGAGUGCAGAAGCCCAUAGGGCCUCAGAUCACGCUGCUCCCCUGCACAACCCACUCCUGCUGUCAGUCCCCACAUGCAUGAAGGAAAGCCUCACUGGGGGCUAUUAUCUCGUUUCAUCUCAUUUCUCAUUGUCACACAAUCAGCUGCGAUCAGAUAAAGGCACAUCUACCCCUGAUUUGAGUAUCUGCUCUGGCAGGAUAUUGUUAUCGCUGCAAAUGUGUAACAGAAAAUGCACACGAAAGAAGGGAAGAUUUGCUGAGUUAAAAGUGCGUACCAAUGCCAUCCAUGGAAACAACAGAGUUCAGGAAGCUCAAGGAUGAAAGGAUACACAAUGAGGACAUGGUAGCAAGGACUCAAGCAACCUUCCUGGAAUGCGUUUCAUCGGGAAGAAAAGAGACGACUGCCUUAUUUUAUGGAUGGCACUGAAGUAGACUUUGACAUUCUUUGGAAGCACACCACAGACUUGGCAUGGGAAACCACAGCAACAACCAUACCUGUUUGACAGAUGAUUCCUUUAAGUACAACUUGUAUGGAGCCGUGUACAGCGUGGUCUUCAUCCUCGGUCUGAUCACUAACUGCGCUUCCCUCUUUGUUUUCUGCUGCCGGAUGAAGAUGCGGAGCGAAACAGCCAUCUUCAUGACCAACCUGGCGGUUUCAGAUCUGCUGUUUGUGUUCACUUUGCCUUUUAAAAUUUUUUACAACUUCAACAGGCAUUGGCCUUUUGGAGAUAGCCUGUGCAAGAUAUCUGGGACGGCGUUUCUCACCAAUAUCUAUGGGAGCAUGCUGUUCCUCACCUGCAUCAGCGUUGACCGUUUCCUUGCAAUAGUCUAUCCGUUCCGAUCCCGUACCAUUAGGACCAGAAGAAAUUCAGCCAUAGUCUGUGCUGGUGUUUGGAUACUGGUCCUCAGCGGUGGAAUCUCAGCCUCGUUGUUCUCCACCACCAAUGUUUCCAACACCAGCACCACCUGUUUCGAAGGCUUUUCCAAACGUAUCUGGAAAACCUAUUUGUCUAAGAUUACUAUAUUUAUUGAGGUGGUGGGAUUCAUCAUUCCUUUGCUACUCAACCUCACGUGCUCUUCCUUAGUUCUCAGGACUCUCCGGAAACCUGCCACCUUGUCUCAGAUCGGGACAAACAAAGAGAAAGUAUUGAAGAUGAUCAUUGUGCACGUGGCCAUUUUUGUUGUGUGCUUCGUGCCUUAUAACUCCAUACUCUUCUUGUACGCUCUCGUGCGGUCCCAGGCGAUAGCAAACUGCUCUUUGGAGAGGUUUGCACGGACAAUGUACCCAAUCACACUGUGCAUUGCUACCAUGAACUGCUGCUUCGACCCGUUCAUCUAUUACUUCACAUCAGAAUCCUUCCAGAAGUCUUUCAACAUAAAGACCCAGAUAAAAAUGGAUUCUCUUUUCAAGACUGAGGCCCCUCUAACAAAAACUGCUCUACCAGCACAGCAGGAUGAAAUAAGUGACCAGGCCAUUACAAACGGGGGAGAUCCAACGUCUGAAUCUCAUUUCUAGUGCCACGUUGACACAUGCCUUAUCCCCCAUUACCUUUUCAUUAACGCCAGGUGUGAAGCAGUUCUUUGAGAGCACAUGGGUUCUCACAUACUGCUAAUGAAUAAAAGUCACUGGGGGAAUAACUGCAUAGGUAGAUAAGUUCCUAUGGUGGGAUGGUCCCACCAAAUGUGAUAGCUAAACACAAAACACAAAAAUCCUGAUGGCGCUCUAUAGAGAGAAUGGCUGAGUGACAACAUAUGUACCAGCAAAGGAGGGAACAGAACAGAUUCCUUAAUCAGAACGUGCAGAACAUGCCAACAUUUGGCAUUUCUUCUCCCCAGUGGUUGACAUGGGACCAGUUGGGAAAUUUCAAGUUUAAUUUUUCUUAGAGAUAUCUGCCAGUAUUUCAUGCCUUCUGAAAUGCAUCAUCGUAUGUUAACUCAGUAACUUCACACAAUAUGUAUGUUUGCUUAAAAAGGUAUAAUAAAAGCUUUGGGCUUUUCCUUAUUUCACUGCAAGAGUAUAUGCAUCCCAGCUUUACUAGAUACAGCCAGUUAAGUUUACUGUAUGAAAGGUUUGGAGCGUACAUAACUCUUUUGAAAGUAGGUAGAUCAGUUGCUUGAUGAUAUAAAAAAAGCUAAAAGCUAAUUAAGGAUGCAGUUUCAAAGUAAGUUUCAUUCUGUAAGACUAAACUGUCUCUUAAUUUAUUUUUAACUCUCCCUAGAGAUGUCUCUUAGGAGCACAUUACUGCUCCGUUGCACCUGGGCUUUUGUGUCCCAGGAGAUUAUGGGACUGUUUCUGGUAAGUCAGCUGAAGGAAGGGGCCUGGAACCCCACAGCUCUCACCAGCCCAAGCCUCUCCAGUGGGACAGUGUGAGGCUGAAGAACCCCGGAGUGCUGCCCUUACAAAAGAGCAUUUGGAUACAGACAAUUGGUGUCAGAGCGUCCAAUUAACAGAAGACAUCCAAUUAACAGAAGAUCUUGUCAGUAAUUGCCUGCUGGAUUUUUGCUAUACACGCAACUAAUUAAACUAAAAGAUCUCAAAGUAACUCCAGAAGAAGUUAAACGAGUUAGCCACGCUCCUCUUCAUUACCACAAUGUUUCCUUGUUUUGCAAUUAAUUUAUUACAUAUCUUGCAUUUCCUUUUAUAGAAAUAGAUUAUAUAAAUAUAUGUGGAAAAUUAA
Meleagris gallopavo (turkey) is the source of this 3409-nucleotide messenger RNA. It is a transcript of the gene LPAR4, whose product is annotated as lysophosphatidic acid receptor 4. Gene Ontology annotation, biological process: positive regulation of Rho protein signal transduction; phospholipase C-activating G protein-coupled receptor signaling pathway. The record is from RefSeq and is a predicted model, not a curated record. Gene Ontology annotation, cellular component: plasma membrane. Lineage: Eukaryota; Metazoa; Chordata; Aves; Galliformes; Phasianidae. Gene Ontology annotation, molecular function: lysophosphatidic acid receptor activity.